Bacillus rossius redtenbacheri is the source of this 645-nucleotide messenger RNA. Its product is annotated as mucin-2-like. The transcript is spliced from 3 exons. The record is from RefSeq and is a predicted model, not a curated record. Lineage: Eukaryota; Metazoa; Arthropoda; Insecta; Phasmatodea; Bacillidae. Bases 1 to 645 code for a protein of 214 amino acids.
AUGAUCAACACGCCGCCCCCGACGCCGCCACCCCCAACUGCCGUGAAGGCUCCCGGGGGAUUGACGCGGUGCAAACCGGCCGUGAGCGUGCCGCCACCGCACAUCACGCACGUCAUCAAGAGCGUGCCGCCACCGCACGUCACGCACGUCAACAAGGGCAUGCCACUCACGCCAGCUGCGCACGUCACCAAGGGCGUGCCAAUCACGCCAGCCACGCACGUCACCAAGGGCGUGACAAUCACGCCAGCCACGCACGUCACCAAGGGCGUGCCAAUCACGCCAGCCACGCACGUCACCAAGGGCAUGCCACUCACGCACAUCACCAAGUGCGUGCCACUCAGGCCAGUCACGCACGUCACCAAGGACGUGCCAGCCACGCACGUCACCAAGGACGUGCCAGCCACGCCAGUCAUGCACGGCACAGGGGGUGCCACACCACCUCCGCACGCCACGCGUACCACUUUGGGCGCGCCGCCUGCUGCUGAAUGCGCCGCGACGCUACCGCCGCCGCCCACCUCGGCCGCCCCCAUGGCGACAGGUGCGGCCCACAAAGGCACCACGACGCCGCCGCCCACCUCGGCCGCCACCAUGGCAACAGGAGCGGCCCACGUGCACACCACGCCGCCGCCGGACACACCAGGUUAG